AUGCUGCGCUGGUUCAUCACCGUGAUCUUGUGUGCUGCCUUCCUGGGGCUGGGAAUGAGUGUUGCUAUACUGGGACCGACAUUUCAAGAUUUGGCAACAAAUGUGAACCGCAAUAUUAGCAGUCUUUCUCUGAUUUUUGUGGGCCGUGCCUUUGGAUUUUUAAGUGGCUCAGUGAUUGGUGGAGUUCUUCUUGACAUUAUGAAUCAUUUUCUACUCUUGGGGGUGUCAAUGUUGACCACCACAGUUGGUCUUUAUCUUGUUCCAUUUUGUAAGACAGCAGUAUUGCUGAUUGUCAUGAUGUCCGUCUUUGGUGUUUCAGCUGGCGUUCUGGAUACAGGUGGUAACGUCCUAAUCUUGGCUAUUUGGGGGGACAGAGGAGCCCCACAUAUGCAGGCCUUACACUUCAGUUUUGCCUUGGGUGCCUUUUUGGCUCCACUGCUGGCUAAGUUGGCUUUGGGCACGACGGUGUCUGCUGAAAACCACACAGAGCCUGACUCUAACCAUUCUGCCCUCAACCAGUCGCCUGAAGUUGACUCAGAAUCUCUGCUUGGAGUACCUGACAACACGAAUUUACUGUGGGCGUAUGCUGUUAUCGGUACUUAUGUUUUUGUAGUUGCUAUCUUCUUUUUGGCUCUGUUUUUAAAGAAGAGCUCAAGGCAGGAAAAAGCAAAAGCAUCUGCUCAGAGGUCUCGAAGAGCUAAAUACCACAGUGCCCUUCUUUGUCUCCUUUUUCUGUUCUUCUUUUUUUAUGUUGGAGCCGAGGUAACAUACGGCUCUUACGUUUUCUCGUUUGUGACCACCCACGCAGGCAUGACGGAAAGUGAAGCGGCUGGGUUGAACUCCAUCUUCUGGGGGACCUUUGCAGCCUGCAGGGGCCUAGCCAUCUUUUUUGCUACAUGUUUACAACCUGGAACCAUGAUUGUGUUAAGCAACAUUGGCAGCCUGACAUCAUCCUUAUUGUUGGUGCUUUUCGACAAGAGCCCAGUUUGUCUCUGGAUAGCGACUUCGGUGUAUGGGGCCUCGAUGGCCACCACGUUUCCCAGUGGUGUUUCUUGGAUUGAGCAGUACACAACCAUCCAUGGGAAAUCUGCAGCAUUUUUUGUAGUCGGUGCUGCCCUGGGAGAAAUGGCUAUUCCUGCAGUAAUUGGAAUUCUUCAAGGACAAUACCCUGAUUUGCCUGUAGUUUUGUACACCUGUUUGGGGGCAUCGAUAGCCACUGCUCUUUUAUUUCCCAUGCUCUAUAAAUUAGCCACCUCACCUCUCAAUCAACAGCGAAAAGAACACAGGCAAAGCGAGGACCAGAAAGCUUUGCUGUCUAGUUCUGAGCUAAAUGACUAUGAGGAAGACAAUGAAGAAGAGGAUGCAGAAAAAUGGAAUGAAAUGGAUUUUGAAGUGAUCGAAAUGAAUGAUACAGUGAGGAAUUCUGUAAUAGAGACAUCUAAAAAUAUUCUGAUGGAGCCCUUGGCUGAAGUCUCCAGUCAGUUCCACUCCAGUGCAGUGGUACUGGAGUCCCCUCCAGUUGAUAGUGGCCAGUCCCCUGUGAAUCAUUUGCAAGAAACCAGGCUAAAAGGGACUAACACCUAG
Messenger RNA from Odobenus rosmarus divergens (Pacific walrus), 1584 nucleotides. It is a transcript of the gene SLC60A2, whose product is annotated as KIAA1919 ortholog. Lineage: Eukaryota; Metazoa; Chordata; Mammalia; Carnivora; Odobenidae. The record is from RefSeq and is a predicted model, not a curated record. Gene Ontology annotation, biological process: transmembrane transport.